Molecule: messenger RNA, 1146 nt
Organism: Auxenochlorella protothecoides
Lineage: Eukaryota; Viridiplantae; Chlorophyta; Trebouxiophyceae; Chlorellales; Chlorellaceae
Exons: 9
Coding region: 1-1146 (381 amino acids)
Molecular function (GO): zinc ion binding; nucleic acid binding
Source: RefSeq, a predicted model, not a curated record
AUGGUGCCCGGAUCAUUGAAGGCAGCGGUGGACGCCAUGAGGGAGCACACAAAUGUGACCAAACUCAGUCCGCACCUCUCUCGCGCCAUUCGCCAGCGCCAUGCUCUGAACCCCGAGUACCGCUUCGCCGGGAGGGGCAUCCCAAAGUCUUGUGGUCACUGCGGGGAGAAGGGGCACACCAUCAAGACCUGCCCCAUCCUCCACCCUGAUCACCCUUCCAACCAGCCAAAAGACCCGGCCAAGCCGAGGAAGAAGAGGAGCUCUGGUCCCCAGAUGUGCUCGGUGUGCGGACUGCCCGGCCACAACAAGGCCACAUGCCAACUGGCAAGGGCGGAGAAGAAGGCGAGUGAGGAGACGGAGCGAGAGCCUGCGGACGCCGUGUCGCCCGGCAGCAAUAGUGCAGGAGCCGACCACUCUACCGAGGCCACCGACAGCCCACAGCGCGUCAGGGCUAGUUUAGGAGGCCCCAAAGAGGCUGCGGUGGUGCUCCCCCUGCCUACCAGCUGGCAGCAGUGCAUUGACCAGUUGAACACGGUCGAGGGGCGCGGCUGGCCCGGCGGCAUCAGGCAGCAGUGCAGGUCGGCCCUCCCACUCAUAGAAGCGCUCCUCCGGAGGCUGAAGAAGCAUCCAGACCUGGCGGGCAGGCUGACGCCGAGGUGGCUGGAUGAGCCAGAUUGUGUGGCGCUGUGGCGCAGCCCGCGUCUGGCGGCGGCCAUGUUUGUGACGGCCGAUACGCUGCAUGAGAUGCAGGCGCAGCGGCCGGAACCUGGCGGGAAGCUAUUGCUUCUCUUCAUCAAUCCGCAGUGGCAGUCAGAGGGCCAGGUGGUGUCAGAUUUUGGCUUUGGGAGAACGAGGAAGCAGGCAGAGCGCUUUGUCGGCACCUGCGAGGAAGUGUACGUCCUGCGGCGGUACCGCGUGUUUGGCGACGAUGUGCGGCUGCUCCGAAGCUACCCCAGCACCUGGCAGCUGCACGUCAUGGAUGAGAAUGGCAAGCCCCAGCUGCUGGGCAUAGAGCAGGAGGUGCCAACAUACAGCGACAUCCUGAAGAGACUGGAGGCCCUGCCCUCCAGCAGGCUGAGAAAAGGAUGGCUGCAGCGCAUGAUGAGCAAAGGGAGCUAUGAUGAAGCGUCUCCGUGGAGCUCUUGA